Molecule: messenger RNA, 2054 nt
Organism: Prunus dulcis (almond)
Lineage: Eukaryota; Viridiplantae; Streptophyta; Magnoliopsida; Rosales; Rosaceae
Product: tRNA-specific 2-thiouridylase MnmA
Exons: 10
Coding region: 94-1707 (537 amino acids)
Biological process (GO): tRNA processing
Molecular function (GO): sulfurtransferase activity
Source: RefSeq, a predicted model, not a curated record
AAAAGAAAAACUGUUUGAGAUAAAGUUUCCGCUUGGGAUAAUUAAUUUGAACGUAAAGCCCACCCCAUUUUCGAACAUUGAUCCGUGCCUGCAAUGGCCUCUGUGCUCCUUCCCUACUUCUUCUCCAUCUCUCUCCCUCUCAAACCGCACCAAAUCCUCAAGCUCCAUCUCUCACUUUUCCCUCACUCUCCAAACCCCGCAAGAACCCUCUUCCUCAGACCCCUCUCUCGCUCCUGCUCCUCCUCCUCCGCCGUUCCCCAAACUCCACAUCCUCCAAACAGCUUCAAUGGAGAUCUUGGGCCUUACUUGUCCUGCUCUAUGCCCCAUCAGAGCCUUAAAGUUGCCGUCUUGCUUAGCGGCGGUGUCGAUAGCAGUGUCGCCCUCCGCCUCCUCCAUGCCGCCGGUCACUCGUGCACCGCCUUUUAUCUCAAAAUUUGGUUCCAAGAAGACUUUGAGAACUUUUGGUCAGAAUGCCCAUGGGAAGAAGAUUUGAAGUAUGCAAAAGCUGUCUGCAAUCAGGUUGAUGUCCCACUAGAAGUCGUGCAUUUGACGAAUGAAUAUUGGAAGAAUGUGGUGUCCUACAUUAUCGAAGAGUAUCAAUGUGGUAGAACUCCUAAUCCAGACGUUCUUUGCAAUACAAGAAUAAAGUUUGGUGCAUUCAUGGAUGCCAUCAGCUGUAUGAAGUUUGACUAUGUGGCAUCUGGACAUUAUGCAAAUGUUGUCCACCCAUCUGCAGGUGAAAUGGACAAGGAUUCAGUAUUAGAACUAUCACAAGAUAUGGUUAAGGAUCAGACAUACUUCCUUUCACAUCUUUCUCAGGCUCAGCUUAAGCAAUUAAUAUUCCCACUUGGUUGUCUGUCAAAGGAUGAAGUUCGCAAGCUUGCAAUGAAGUUUGAUCUGCUUAACAAACAGAGAAAGGAUUCACAAGGAAUAUGCUUUCUUGGGAAGUUAAAGUUCAGUGAAUUUAUUGCAAGACACAUAGGGGAGAAGGAAGGUAUCAUAUUGGAAGCUGAGACAGGAGAUUUCCUAGGAACACAUCGGGGGUUUUGGUUCUACACUAUUGGUCAACGACAAGGUCUACGCCUUCCGGGAGGACCCUGGUAUGUUGUUGAGAAGGAUAUAAAAAACAAUGUAGUGUUUGUGUCAAGAAAUUACUUUUCAGUUGACAAAAGAAGGCGCCUGUUUCGUGUUGGCUCCUUGAAAUGGUUAAAUGGUUUUCCCCCAAACCAGAUCAGUCAGCUACAGUGCAAGGUUAGACAUGGGCCUGGUUUUCGUAAUUGUAGCUUAAUAAUGGAACCUGGUGCAUAUUGUCAUGAAGAUGUUGCAGUUGUCCAUUUAUCUGAAGAUGAUCAAGGCCUGGCAGCUGGGCAGUUUGCGGCCUUCUACCAGGGAAGAACUUGCUUGGGCUCCGGUGUAAUUUUGGAGUCUUGGGAUGAUCAAGGUUUUCCUGUAUGUGCAAGAGCUCUUGAAAUUGCAAGAAUGGAAGACAAAUCACUUCUUGGUAAACCCGUUAAGAUAAAAGUAAAACCAGAGAAUCCGAUAACGGAGGCUGAUCAGGUAGAUGGCAUGGAACUUUGUCGAGGACUGAAACAUUCUGGAAUUUCUGCUGCCAAACAACGCAUGCAGGUAUCUCAAGGAGAAGCAAUAACCCGAUUCCCUGUAAAUUGGCUGCAGAAGUUUCGAGAGAAGUGGUUACGCAUAUUCUAGCAAUUUUAAUGUCACAAUGCAGACAGUUUUGAGGCAUAUGGCGGGGAAAAAAAAAAAUCCUACAAAUGAGAAUUAGAGAUAGCUCUUUGCUCUUUCCGGUGAUCCUCUCUGCUCCAUUCAUGUAUAGUAGUGGAGUGUGUGUGGUAAAAUUUGUUUGCCAGAGUAUGCAGUGGUCAUAUAAGUCUUGGCCCUUGGGGUAAUUAUUUUUUCAAGCAUUUUCUCAGGGUGAAUAGUUUUAUUAUCAGAGGAAGGUUGCAUUUGCGCCACUUGGCUGCUGAUUUUCCAUGCAUCUUACUCAUAUUUAUAUACUAGAUUCUGAUUUCUUAAUCAAAGCUGCUUGAAUUUUC